Molecule: messenger RNA, 3347 nt
Organism: Lolium perenne
Lineage: Eukaryota; Viridiplantae; Streptophyta; Magnoliopsida; Poales; Poaceae
Product: disease resistance protein RGA5
Biological process (GO): defense response to other organism
Molecular function (GO): ADP binding
Source: RefSeq, a predicted model, not a curated record
CCUGCCUCUCUCAACCUCCCCGGCCACCUCCCUCCUCCUCCUCCACUCUCCCACCUCGCCGGAGACGCCACCUCUAUCCAGUGCCCGUCCCGGAAUCUCUCCUGUCAGGCGACCGACGAGCUCUGUUACAGCGCCGCCCCCAAUCAUCACCUUCCUCCUCCAGAUCCGGUGGUUGGGGAGCAGCGGCCCCAGCGACGACUCGACAAGGCGCAGCCGGCGGUGUGGAGAGGAACCGGUCUCCCCCACCCCUUCAUCAAAGACCCCAUCGAGCGAACAACUUCCUUCGGGAGGAGGCAGUUCCAGAGAUGGCGGGAGUUAGCGCUGGGACGGGGGCCAUGGGUUCUCUCAUUGGCAAGCUCGCCGCCUUGCUCGGCGACGAGUACAAGCUUCUCACGGGGGUCCGCAAGCAGAUCGAGUUCCUCGAGCGCGAGCUCAGCAGCAUGCGAACCUUGCUCGACAAGCUGGCGGGCAUGGGGGAGAGGCUCGACGGCGUGGCCAAGGACUGGAGAGGCAAAGUGCGCGACCUCAGCUACGACAUAGAAGAUUGCAUCGACCGCUUCAUGGACCGGCUUGGCGACGGAGACGCCAAGCCGAAUUUCAUGAAGAGGACCGCGCGCCGGCUCAGGACGCUGUGGGCGCGCCAUGACAUAGCCACCCAGAUCAAGGAGCUCAAAGCUCGUGUCGUUGAGGAGAGCGAGCGUCGUAACAGGUACAGGCUUGAUGAGAGCUUCUACGCUCCAUCAACGAGGGUCGUGGAAAUCGACCCGCGGAUAACUGCGCUCCACGGGGAGGUUAGGGGUUUGGUGGCCAUGGACAGCCCGACGAAGCAUGUCACCGCUCUGUUGACGGAUGACAAGGAAAUGGAGCUGAAAGUGGUGGCGAUCGUGGGAUCCGGAGGGUUGGGGAAGACGACCCUGGCCAUGGAGGUGUAUCGCAGGAUUGCAGGAGACUUUCACUGCCGAGCCUCUGUAUCUGUGUCACGCACUCUCGACCUGGACAAGCUCUUGAAGGAUAUCCUGUCUCAAAUCGACGAAGAUGCUUAUAGAAAAUGCAAGUCAGAGUGUUGGGAAAUAGAGCAACUAAUCCGAAAAACCAAACUGAUCUUGACUGGAAAGAGGUACUUCAUUGUUAUUGAUGACGUAUGGAAUGAACAAGAUUGGAAUUUGAUCAAGGCAACAUUUCCCGAUAAUAAUAAUGGCAGCAGAGUAAUUGCUACUACACGCAUUACCGGUGUAGCUAAACUGUGUUGUUCCAACUCCGGUGGUCAACCCUACCAUAUGCCACCUCUAGAUGAUUAUGAUUCUCGAAGAUUGUUCUUUAAAAGAAUUUUUUGCUCGGAGGAUUCCUGUCCCGCUGAUCUGGAAGAAGUUUCUGCUAGGAUCUUAAAAAAAUGCGGCGGUCUGCCACUAGCUAUAAUUACAUUUGCAAGUUUGCUUGCCAAUAAAACACAUACCAAGGAUGAAUGGGAGAGACUGCAAGAUUCCAUUGGUACUGGUUCUUCUCUUGAAAAUGAUGGAAACUUGAAAGGAAUGAAAGAUAUAUUGUUGCUUAGUUACUGGGAUCUUCCACACCACCUGAAGACUUGUUUAUUGUACCUAUGUAUAUAUCCUGAGGACUACAAAAUCAAGCGUAAAGAGUUGAAGUGGAAAUGGAUUGCUGAAGGAUUCCUUGCUCCACAAUGGGGGCAUAUGGAUCAAGUAGCAGAGGAUUGUUUCAACGAACUUGUUAAUAGAAAUCUGAUCCAACCAGUUUUUAAGUACGAUGGUUCUGUGAGAAGUUGCCGGGUCCAUGAUAUGGUGUUUGACCUUAUCAUAUCUUUAUCAAUUGAAGAGAACUUUGCCGCUGUUUUAAAUGGACAUGUCUGCAAUUCAUUUCCAAGGAAGAUUCGCCGUCUGUCCAUGCAAUCUGGUGACAAAGAGUAUAAAGGGGCAGCCCACGCAAUUACAGAAACCAAGUUACAUGUUCGCUCACUGACUAUGUUCAGGCCAGGUAAGCAGAUACCCCAUCUGGUGGACUUCCAUGUUUUGCGGGUGUUGGAUCUCAAAAGUUGUGAUUGGUUGGAAAACAAGCAUGUAAGAAAUAUAGGAAGUUCACGUCAGCUGAGGUAUUUAAGAAUUGAGAGUCGUAAGAUUACUGAGCUUCCUGGCGAAAUUGGAAAGCUGCGACACUUGGAGACUCUUGAUUUGAGACGUUGUUCUGCACUUCUAAGACUGCCAUCAACGGUGGUGCAGUUGCUGAAAUUGGUGCGUCUAUUUGUCAGCUUUGAUACAGUGCUGCCUGCAGUUGAGUUUGGAAGUAUGGAUGCCUUGGAGGAGGUGGACUUCUGGAAUACGGACGACCCAAUGAGAUUUGCAGAAGAGCUUAGGCAUCUAACAAAAUUGAGAAAACUGCGACACCUUGGGCAUCACAUUGUGGAUCCUAUCGGAGAUUUUGCAAUGAGAGAAAAAUUACUGGAACUUUUGGUGUCGUCUGUGAGUGAGUUGGCCAAAUGCAACCUUAAAUACCUUGUCACUGAUGGUAAGGUUGGUCAGCGUCUGUUCCGGGACCUGUGCUGCACCUAUCCGUACCUCCAUGAUCUUGCAAUUCAUCCACACAUUGAAAUGAUUCCCAAGGGAAUGACCUCCCUCAGAAAUCUGGUGAAAUUAGACAUACUGGUUGAGGAAUUUGAUAAGGAGGGCCUGCAUGUCCUUAUGGACAUGCGUUCUCUGUCCCAUCUUCGGCUAGAGAUAAGAGAUGGGAUGAAAGAAAAUCUGACCAUUGGUAAUAACGGAUUCAAGGUCCUGAAGGUGUUCCUCUUCAGAUACAGGAUAGGUUACCCUUUUAAAGUGGAGCCAGCAGAUCUACUGCAACUAACAUUUGCACCAGGUGCUGUGCCAGCACUCCAAAGGCUCGAUCUUAUGUUGAGCCCAAUGGAGGUGACGUCCGAUUUUUUCGCAAACCUAGGGUUCCAGCAUUUUUCAGGCCUUGCACACCUCCGUGCUACACUUUGGUGUGACGGAGCAGCUCCAGGCAGGGUGGAGGCUCUGGAGUCUUCCAUUGAAAAAGCAAUCGACUUGUACCCCAGUUGUGAAUUCCAGGUCGACAGAUUCCUUGAAGAUGGCAUGUUUAAGGAUGACAAGCAGUGGGAAGAGGCCGUCGCAGAAAGAAGAAAGGAGUUCGAAGAACACCGUCAGAAACUCGAAGAAAGCAGGGAGGAAGAAAUGAGACUAGCCACCACGAACUAGCUGCCCUUCUCCUGUUUUUUUUUUCUUCAAAAGACAUGGUUUUACUGCCACCACGAGAAACAAUUAUCUACAUUAUAUCCUGCACUCGUCACUUUGAAGCAAUAAGAACAUGUUCUAUAUACA